Phytophthora nicotianae INRA-310 is the source of this 129-nucleotide messenger RNA. RefSeq lists its product as hypothetical. The transcript has 2 exons. NCBI's taxonomy places the organism in Eukaryota, Oomycota, Peronosporomycetes, Peronosporales, Peronosporaceae. Bases 1 to 129 code for a protein of 42 amino acids. The record is from RefSeq and is a predicted model, not a curated record.
AUGCUCCACGAAGUGGAGACGCUAAAGCAGAGAUUCGUUGGUACAAGGUAUUUCAAGUGUGCAGCAGAGUUGACAGAGGUGAUGAAGAUCCUGCUACAACAAAAUGGAAAUGGAGCCGAUCAUUGUUAG